This is a messenger RNA of Onychomys torridus (southern grasshopper mouse), 1751 nucleotides long. RefSeq names its product ATPase H+ transporting V0 subunit e2 (gene Atp6v0e2). Bases 146 to 391 code for a protein of 81 amino acids. The transcript has 4 exons. Gene Ontology annotation, molecular function: proton-transporting ATPase activity, rotational mechanism. Gene Ontology annotation, cellular component: proton-transporting V-type ATPase, V0 domain. Gene Ontology annotation, biological process: proton transmembrane transport. The record is from RefSeq and is a predicted model, not a curated record. Lineage: Eukaryota; Metazoa; Chordata; Mammalia; Rodentia; Cricetidae.
GCGCGCGAGCGCAGAAUCGCUUGGUCCAGGGCCUGAGCCACUUGGAUCCCGUUGCGCAUGCUCACCGCCCUCUUCCAGGACGUGCACCUGCUUGGAGAGUCCGCCGUUCGACCUAGCAUCCCACCUGAGCAUCGCGCACCCAGCCAUGACAGCACACUCCUUUGCCCUCCCAGUCAUCAUCUUCACCACGUUCUGGGGCCUCAUCGGCAUCGCUGGGCCCUGGUUCGUGCCCAAAGGACCCAAUCGCGGGGUGAUCAUCACCAUGCUGGUGGCCACUGCUGUCUGCUGUUACCUCUUCUGGCUCAUCGCCAUCUUGGCUCAGCUGAACCCCCUGUUUGGUCCACAACUGAAGAAUGAGACCAUCUGGUAUGUGCGCUUCCUAUGGGAGUGACCACUGAGAGUGAUCAGCCUGCUUCUGGCCCCAGGUACCCUGCUGUGGACGGCCCAGCCUUGACGUCCCUGGAGACCCUGCAUUCACACUGGCCCCACCCAUCAGUCCAUCCUCCUUUGGCUCCGUGCCGGCGCUGUGGGACCCACACCCUCGGAACCAACCUGGUUCCCAGCCAUUAGGAGGACUCCAUUUGGGAAAGCCCUGUGCUCAGUCUGGCCCCAGCCGGAGCAACCCAUGCUUAAAUCCCUUAAAGUCAGUUUUCACUCUCUUCCCAGUAGAUCCUGGGUAAGGCUCUGAACUUGCUGGGGUCUGUUUUCAUCCUGAGAGCAGAUGCCAGGACUCAACCCAGUCCCAGAAAGGACAUGGGUCUUGGUGGAGAAGGGACAUAUGGCCCAGGAUACUUCAAGCUUUUCUGCCUCCACCUUGUGAAAUAGUGGGUCAGGGUCACAGCUUGGUGUGGAUUAUUCUUUAAGUUUCAAACACUUGUGGAUGUGACAACACUUGAGAUGUUGAUGUCCUUAAGAAACAGUCACACCAGUCCCCCACCCCACCCCACGCCACCCCACACUGUCCUUUGGGUCAAGAUAGAAACUUUCAUGUCUGGUCUUCUGCAGCAGUGAAGUCACUCAGCAAGGGAGGGAGGCAGUGUGUGUAUCUUUGGAAUGUUCUAGUCACAUUGCUCUCCCUCUGUAGAUAAGCUUACCCACUUCCCAGAACCUGUUAGUUGAGGUGCAGCUAUUCCUGCCAGGAGGCUACACUCUUCCUUGGGUUGUGGUGGCAUGGACCCCACAGCUGACCUCAGCAUUGAGAAGAUCUGGAGUUGGGAUUGGGGACAGACAAAGGUAACAGUUAUGAGGUACUACUGGCACUACGCCUCCCUGGCUUCUGAGACCCUCUGUUCUCAAGCUCAUGUGGCCCUGUGCCAGGCCCAAUAGAAGACAGAGAAUGCAGACCACAGGGGUCAGCCUAGGGGACCCCUCCAGCCCAUGCCCUCACCCCUCUGAGAGGGCGAGUACACUCUUGUCUGAGUUGCCAGAGCUAGCUAGGACAGAGCCCUGCACAAUCCCUGGUUCUCAGCCAGUGGCUGAGUUCCCAGGGGAAGAAAAACUGGCCUUGAUUAUUUAUUGACUAUUUAUUUGGUCUUCCUCCCCCUUCCGGGGUCAUUUGGGAGGGCAGUGGAACACACUGUAACUCAGAUUGCUGGUUGCUCAGAGCUUAGACGGGGGCCUCCAUGGGCAACCUCUCCCUUCCUACCCUAACCCCCGAAGCCUCCCUGUGGGGUGGGGUGGUGAGCAUGACUCGUGAUGAAAAGCUGAUUCCUGUCUAAUAAAUAGUGGUGAUGCAAAGUUGUGAUUUAGGA